AAAAAUUAUAAAAUAUAUAAAUAUUAUUUUAUUAAAUUAUAUUGACCGUGGAUUAUAUACCUUGUAAAGGAAAUGUAAUCUGUUUAACAACCUUAAACAUAGACUUCUCUCGAAGUCGUGUCAAUCUGGCUUUUGGGACAGGUCAGCCGACUUCCUAUCUGUUUUCCGCAGCAUCCGGAAGUACAGUAACACGGCGUCAUCGUCGGCGUCAUCGUCGUCGUCAUCUCCUGCUGCUGAAUAUAUGGACGUCAAAGGAAAGUACGCACUGGUCAUGGACGGGACGAGGGGUGUGGGCUUUCUGUUCGCAGAAGAGCUGUUGAAAAUGAAUGCCGGAAAAGUUGUUAUCACCGGCUUGGAUGAACGAACUGGAGCUGAGGCGGUACGUGAUCUAAACGAACGCUACAGGCCAGCUAGGGCGUACUUCUGUCAAACAGACGUCACGAAUCCGUCACCCGAUAGUCAUAAAUCUGACUUUGAAGAUAUGUUCAAAUACAUAAAUAACAACUUUGGGGCGAUGCAAAUUUUUUUCAACAAUGCCGAAAUGCAUGGAAGCAAAGAUAUUAUCGGCACCCAUAUGAAAACUAAAAUUCGUGGAAUCAUACUGGCUUCCAAACAUAUGAAAAAUGGCGUCAUUGUGAACCACACGUCAGCCCUGGGGCUCGACCCGAAUUCGCAAAUGAUCGAUCACGGCGCUGCUUCUGCGGGUAUCUUCGCCGCUUGUAUGGCGUUUAGCAAAAACAAAUAUUUCGAAAAGACUAAAAUUAGAAUGAUGACUAUAUGCAGUGAGCUAUCACAGAUGUCCGUUGGAGGUGCAGAAGAGGAUAGACAUCAGUAUGUAAAAAUUAAACAAAUUAUAUUUUAUGUAAGGUCGAUUAAUAAGUACCUAGAUGAUAAUUAA
Messenger RNA from Myzus persicae (green peach aphid), 898 nucleotides. Its product is annotated as alcohol dehydrogenase 2-like. Lineage: Eukaryota; Metazoa; Arthropoda; Insecta; Hemiptera; Aphididae. Gene Ontology annotation, molecular function: oxidoreductase activity, acting on the CH-OH group of donors, NAD or NADP as acceptor. Bases 242 to 898 code for a protein of 218 amino acids. Gene Ontology annotation, cellular component: cytoplasm. The record is from RefSeq and is a predicted model, not a curated record. The transcript has 5 exons.